This is a messenger RNA of Schistosoma curassoni, 1599 nucleotides long. The record is from the annotation of a GenBank genome assembly. NCBI's taxonomy places the organism in Eukaryota, Metazoa, Platyhelminthes, Trematoda, Strigeidida, Schistosomatidae.
AUGGAAUAUUUGGAGAAUGCACCAUUAGAACCUGGAUGUCCUACCUUCGAGCGGUCAGUCAUAAAGAAACUUGAUGCUCGGGUUAUAGAUUCUGUGAUGAAAUGGCCUCAACCAAGCGUUCUCGGUGAACUUUGGUACUCCUGGUCUCGAAAUAAAGCACAUAACUGGACUGUAGAGGAAACUGUACAUUGGCUUACAAGUUACGCCAAACUUCCGGAAUAUGAAUAUUUGCUUCAGAAAGGAAAUAUUUCAGGAAGCAUUUUUCCUCGGAUUUUCGAACCAAACGUUUGGGAAGCCCAUAACUUCAACAAUGUAAAUUCAUUGCAUUCUGGAUUGACUAAUCAUGUAUCAAAUGUUAAUCUUUUUGGUUCUCCUGAAAGGAGUCCUAGUAUUUAUCUGAUUGUAGGCGUUUUAAUGCUGUUUGGGUUAUGGUUUACAUCCAUGCUGACCAUUUGCUUUGUUCGUAUUCUUUUAAAACCUGGAAAAUCAACUCUUAAACAUGAUGGUUUAUUAAAGAGUCGAAAGAUUCUACAAGCACUUGAGAAAAACUUAUCCCAUCAGGUAGAAACUUAUGAUCUAAAAUCGCUUAAUGUUAUUAGUUCAUAUGACAAUAAUGAUGAUUCAGAUCAUCUAAAUUGGAAUGAAGUCAACAAAAUUCUUGGCCAGUCGAAAAUCAAUGUGUUUUUCUCCAAUACUCAGUUAUCAGCACUUGUUAGUUUGCUUCACGAAAGUUACAUUAUAGAAACAAAAUAUCUAUUAAAAAAAAUCAGUGGAACUGCUCAAAAGCUUUCAGUUGCCGAAGAUCUAUAUAUCAAAUCACAAACCAAGAAAUGUCUGUUAAUAUUUCCAUGUUACAGCAAGAAAUGUAUAGAUAAAGAAAUGUAUAUGGUAAUGAAUAGAGUAAAAAAUAAGGUUUCCGAUCUAAAACAUGAAGUAAUAACUCAUAACAGACGAUGGCGUUGCAUUUUAGCGGUUUUACAUAACUCAUGUACUAGGUUUUCUGGGUUCUAUAAUGUAAAUGAUAUUUCAACCAGUUCUGACUCUUUCAAAACAACCUUCGAAUGUAAGGAAUCAGAAAAUCCUGAACAAGUUCAGUCAUUUUUUAAAGAUACUUGUGACAGUAAAAAUGAAAGUCAUGCGAAAUUGGAUAAUUUCGCUACCGAGUUUUUCGAAAAUAAAAAUAAAUUCAUUUCACCUGGUGAGAACGAAUCAGUCACUGGGAUGUGUAAUAUUGAUGAGGAUUUUCCUGGGGAUCCCAGGAAUAUAUCGAAAAAUGAUGUUCCUGAUUCUUAUGGUGAUAAUCCACAGAUGGUCGAUGCAAAUAAACAAACCUACUCUAAUCUACAUUCUACAAAAAUUCCUACUUUCAUUCAUUUUUCACUUUCAUCUCAGAAAACAUCUAGAAAGUGGAAGUCUGGCUGUGUUCAAAAGAAGCAUAUUUUUCAGCAUGUAUAUGGAAGCGGGUUAUCUGCUCUUUCAACCAAACACCGCUCUGGCAACAUUUCUCAAAAUGGGAAAUUAAGAAUACCGUUUGAAGGUUUUACUAACACUACUAACCCUGCCACUGGGAUACGAAUACCCGAGUCAAUUAAAUUCUAA